AUGUCCGGUCUAGCUACUCUUCGUGCUUUGUCCACCCUGAUAUCGUCAGCGGUGCAAGAUCUUGAGAAAGUAUACAACAACGCAUCGGCUCCGUUCCCUGAUCUCGACGAGCCGUUCAACCCGUUCAACGCAUCUGAAGGCGUUGCAAGAGAGCCCGGUGCUGUAGCUGCUUCGAGCGUCAUCGUUGCCGCAGCAGGGCAGCUGACCGCGCUCUUGCGCCCGCCUCCGCUUUCCUUGCUAUCUGCCGCUCUCUCGAUGCAUCUGUCGUCUUGCCUUCGUGCCGCCUCAACAUUCAAUAUUACCGAGAUUCUACGCGAAGCAGGACCUCAGGGACUGCAUGCUCGGGACAUCGGCGCGAAAGCGAGCACUAGUUCUGACAAGAUCGCUCGAAUUCUUCGCUUGCUUGCGUCCCACCAUAUUUAUAAGGAGUUAUCCCCAGACGUCUUCACCAACAAUCGUCUGUCUUCAGUACUAGAUAAAGGAAAACCUUCGAAAGAAUGUUUUUACAGCGCAUCUGAGAAGUUCCAAGGAACUUCCGGAAUAUCUGCGAUGAUCGAGCAUAUCACCGACGAGGCCUUCAAGAGCUCUGCUUACCUGACGGAGACUCUGUCCGAUCCAUCCACCGCGUUGUCGGACGACCUCACAGCUUCACCAUUCGCAAAGGCAUUCAACACGAAGGAGCCGAUGUGGGCAUGGUUCGAACAACCGGAGAACAAGGUGGUCGAACGUGAAUUCAUGGCAUCUGUAUCGGGAUUGACCAUGCUUUUCACAGGCUUUAAAUGGAACGAUCUGCCGAAAGGGGCCAUUGUAGUCGAUGUGGGUGGCGGUAUCGGGUCAUCGUCCCUGGUCAUCGCAAAGGCCAAUCCAGACCUUCGCAUCGUGAACCAAGAUCGCGCCCCGGUGAUCGAGCUGGCUAAAGUGUACUGGUCUGCGGAACUUCCGGGACAUCUCGAGGCUGGAAAGGCGGAGCACCAAGUCCAUGAUUUCUUCGCUGCGCAACCGAUCAAGAACGCUCACGUUUUCCUCCUUCGCAGCAUCCUUCACGAUCAUUCGGACAAGGCUUGCGUCCAGAUCUUACACCAGCUGCGCGAAGCCGCCACGUCUGAGACAAAGCUGGUCAUCGUCGACCAGGUCGUCCCGUACGCCAGUCCUGUCGACCCUUCGAAGACUGUUCCCGGUGACACACGCCCGGCUGCUCCGCCGCCUUUGCUCCCGAACAUGGGAGUUGCGGCCGCACCCGUCUUCUGGGCGGAUCUUCAUAUGUAUACACUUCUUAACGGAAAGGAACGCACCAUCAACAAUUUUAUCGAGGUGUUCUCUCAGGCCGGAUGGAAGUUGACCCAGGUUCAUCACAUCCCGGGCUCUUUCACGAGCCAGGUGAUUGCAACGCCUGCUUGA
Messenger RNA from Punctularia strigosozonata HHB-11173 SS5, 1398 nucleotides. Its product is annotated as O-methyltransferase. Lineage: Eukaryota; Fungi; Basidiomycota; Agaricomycetes; Corticiales; Punctulariaceae. Gene Ontology annotation, molecular function: O-methyltransferase activity. The transcript is spliced from 10 exons. The record is from RefSeq and is a predicted model, not a curated record. The coding region runs from base 1 to 1398 and encodes 465 amino acids.